GGGCCAUCUUUGUCGGGUGUCUCGUCAUCUGCGCGGAGGGAGCGAUGGAUCGCGUUGCGCCUUCCGACGCCCCGGCGGCUCCCGUGCUGAGGGACGGGCUGCUCCAGUCCCCCAAGCCGCCGAUGAAGAAGCAGGCGGUGAAGCGGCACUACCACAAGCACAACCUCCGGCAUCGCUACGAGUUUCUGGAGACGCUGGGCAAAGGCACUUACGGCAAGGUGAAGAAGGCACGGGAGCGAUCCGGAAAGCUGGUUGCUAUCAAGUCUAUUCGGAAAGACAAAAUAAAGGAUGAGCAGGACCUUGUCCAUAUCCGGAGAGAGAUUGAAAUCAUGUCAUCCCUCAAUCACCCCCACAUCAUUGCUGUCCAUGAAGUGUUUGAAAACAGCAGCAAGAUUGUCAUUGUGAUGGAGUACGCCAGUAAGGGAGACCUCUACGACUACAUCAGUGAGCGCCAGAGACUGACUGAACAGGAAGCUCGACACUUCUUCAGGCAGGUGGUGUCUGCGGUCUACUACUGUCACAAGAAUGGAAUUGUUCAUCGAGAUCUGAAGCUAGAAAAUAUCCUUCUGGAUGCAAACUGCAACAUUAAGAUAGCAGACUUUGGCCUCUCUAAUGUCUUCCAACAAGAUCGGUUCCUGCAGACCUUCUGUGGUAGCCCCCUCUACGCAUCCCCUGAGAUAGUCAAUGGGAGGCCUUAUAAAGGACCUGAGGUUGACAGCUGGUCCCUUGGCGUGCUCCUCUACAUUUUGAUUCAUGGCACCAUGCCUUUUGAUGGCCAUGAUUAUAAGACGCUGGUCAAGCAGAUCUCAAGUGGGGAUUACAGGGAGCCCACCAAACUAUCGGAUGCCUGUGGCCUGAUCCGGUGGAUGCUGAUGGUGAACCCAGAGCGUCGAGCCACUGUUGAAGACAUUGCCAGCCACUGGUGGGUGAACUGGGGCUACAAGGUGCCUGUCGGGGAGCAGGAGUUGUUGCGGGAGAAUGAGUCUGCGCUGGCCACGUUAGCAGAGUGGCUGCGCCGCUCCUCCAGGCCUCUGUUUGAAAAUGGCUCCAAGGUGCGCUGCUUCUUCAAGCAACACCUCCCUGGCGUCACGCUGGAGAGGCAGCGCUCCCUCAAGAAGUCAAAGAAGGAGAAUGACGUAACUCACGCCCUGCAAGAGACGGGCCAUGCACCAGAGAACCCAUCCAAAUCUAUCCUGAAGAGACCCAAAGGCAUCUUGAAGAAGAGGAAUUCCUGUGAGAAGGCCCAGGCUCCCCCUCCGGUAUUGAAGGAGGACGCGACUGCCCCGAAGGUUGAGCUGGCUCACGUGUUGUCAUCCAGGGAUUUGGCCCGUAAGGCAGAAAGUGUUGCAGCCACCCCUCCCGUGCCCAAAAAGGGAAUCUUGAAGAAGCCCCAGAAGAGAGAGUCUGGCUAUUACUCUUCCUCGGAACGUAGUGAAUCUGCAGAGAUCUUGGACUCUGAAAACAUUGACCUGGAUGUCAGUGUCUUUGCUGGCACUCCCUUGUCCACUCAGCCCCCUGGCGAUUCCUAUGCCAGACGGAAAGGCAUCCUCAAACACAAUGGCAAGUACUCCUCCAGCAGCACUGAAUCUGACGGCGUGCCGGCCAAGGUCCUCUCCACGUUUGCUGAGGUCCACUUGCCCAAGCUGUCCCUCACCUCCCGUACCCGUCCGUCCAGUGCAGCGAGUGAAGAAAGUAUCCUUUCCUCAGAGUCUUUUGACCAGCUUGACUUGCCUGAUCGAAUGCCGGGCACUGGAAGAGGAGUCCCCAUGCGGGGAGCUAUCUCUGCAGAUGAUCUCCUGCAGCUGGAGGAGGCAGAGGAGAGGCAGACGGGGGGUCGCCGACUCCGCCGCUGGACAGUCACUCAGUGCCAAAAGCCCCUUGCAGAGAGCUGCUUCUCUCUGGAGGACUGUGACGACGUCACCGAGGUCUACAAGCGGCCUGUGGCCAUGAGCAGGAAGCUGAGCUGAGCAGCCCGUAGCUAACAAGGCCGCCGAGAGACUUUCACUCAGCCGUGCACACCUCUGCAGAGAAAGAUGUUUCCACAGCUCUGGCUCUGCUCAGAAGGAACGGACAUGUCCAAAUCAUUUGCACUUCCCUCUGUGGGUGGACAAGAGGACUUUGCAGCAGCCUGUGUCGUCUCCCCGACAAGGCUGGGUGUGCAACUGGCUCAAAAGUAUUUAUUUUGUUGCAAACUCAGUGGACUCUUCUGGAAAGCCAAGAGGAGGCGGCUUGUGUUUUAAACAAUGUCUUGUAAAAUGGUACAACAGGGUACAGGCGUGUGUUUGGAGAGGAAGAAGGUUGUUAAAAGCUGGUGGAUGUAGGAAACGAGUAAGGGGCGGGAGGACUUGGGGAGAAAUGGGUAGGCAUCUGUCAGCUGCAGAGCAACGGGUUAAGGCCGAUGCAAAAAAUGGAAAAGAAAGAUCCUCUCUUCCCCCAGCAUCACCAGGGAAAUUGCAGAGAGUUGAAGACUUGAUUGGCAAAAGCCCGGUAACUCUCUCCUGAACACCUUCAUCUCUCCAAACAGACCCUGCCAAUCAUCUCUAAUCUUAGUGACUAGGGUGGUUAUUUUCUUUGCACUGUGCUGCUUCGAUUGCACAAAAGAUGGUAAAAAGAGGUAGAAGUACUUCUGAAGUGGAACAAUGAUGGGGCAAGAUGAUGGGAAAGCAUCAGCUCUUGGCUGACAAACAAAGUUUCUAGCUGGUUGGAGAGUAUCUGCACUACAAAUUUAGAUAAGGGUGUCUAGCUAUGCUGGUAUUCUCUGCCCUAAAUUUGGGGCAGGGCAGGAAGGCAUUCUAAGAGAAUUCUUAGCAUCCUACAUAAUUUCAAAGUCCUACACUUCUCUAAAUGAGCCACGGCAGUUAACCUAAAACUUAGAAACGUUUGUAGAAGUCAGAUGUCACCUGUUGAGAACUGGAUGCAAUAAUGGCACGCAGGAGUUCAAGAUCUUCCCCCCACCA
Molecule: messenger RNA, 2957 nt
Organism: Elgaria multicarinata webbii
Lineage: Eukaryota; Metazoa; Chordata; Lepidosauria; Squamata; Anguidae
Gene: NUAK2
Product: NUAK family kinase 2
Exons: 7
Coding region: 45-1967 (640 amino acids)
Biological process (GO): intracellular signal transduction; protein phosphorylation
Cellular component (GO): cytoplasm
Molecular function (GO): protein serine/threonine kinase activity; ATP binding
Source: RefSeq, a predicted model, not a curated record